Molecule: messenger RNA, 2376 nt
Organism: Osmia bicornis bicornis
Lineage: Eukaryota; Metazoa; Arthropoda; Insecta; Hymenoptera; Megachilidae
Exons: 1
Coding region: 1-2376 (791 amino acids)
Source: RefSeq, a predicted model, not a curated record
AUGGCGUCUCAUGGAAACAAUGAGUUGGAACCAUUUCGCAUGGAAGGAAAUGCGGCGGCAAAUUGGAAAAGGUUUAAGAGGCAAUUUGACAAUUAUAUUACAGCAUUUUAUGAUUCAGUAGCGGAAAAGCGAAAGAUAGCGAUUUUACUCCAUGCGGGUGGUGAGGAAAUUAACGAAAUAUACGCAUCAUUUGCAUUGGAAUCGCCAGAGUUGCAAGUUGUAAUUGGACAUUUUGACGAGUAUUUUCUGCCACAGACAAAUGUCACAUAUGAGAGGUUUGUGUUUCUCAAUAGAAAACAACAGCAGGAAGAGUCACAUGAACAGUUUAUGGUGGGAUUAAAGAAUUUAAGCAAAACGUGUCAGUUUGGUGCGUUAAAGGAGGAACUAAUUAAAGACAUAUUUGUUAGCGGCAUUUCAGAUAAGGGUCUACAGGAAAAACUGCUCCGAACAGAAAUGUUGGACAUCAAAAAAGCUAUGGAAAUUUGUCGUACCCGUGCGGUGGUAGCGGAACAUGUGAAAACAAUGCAUAUUAAAGAAGAGGCAAUGGAAAUGACAGUUGAUACUGUUGAAAAGAGGGCACCGGGCAAGAAAAUUACUUGCAGAUACUGUGGAUAUACUCAUGAAUGGGGACGAUGCCCAGCUUAUGGUAAAGUUUGUAGUCAUUGUCAAAAAAGGAAUCAUUUUGCGAAAGUGUGCAGCAAAAAUAAAAAAGAGGUUAACUGUAUGGAAACAGCAGAAGGUGAGGCUGAGAUAGAAAUCUUAGAAGUUAAAAUAGGGUCGAUUAAUGAUAAAGAGACAACAGACUGGUAUAAAGUGAUAUUACAUAUUAAUGGAAGGCCCAUAGCAUACAAAGUAGACUCGGGGGUAGCCUGCAAUAUCAUGAGUCUUCAGCAAUAUUUGAGCUUGGGAUUCACCAAAGAACAAUUAGAACAGACGAAGGUGGUAGUUAAAUCCUUUACCAAGGAUAUCGUUGAAAUUAUGGGCAAAUGUUCGUUAAGAUGUCAAUUCAAAGACGUUAAGAGCAACUUCAAUUUCUUUAUAACGAAAGAACACUAUGAGAAUAUCCUAGGGUUAGAGGCAUCGGAGCGGUUAGGAUUAAUUAAAAGAGUGGAUAUCUUAGAAAAAAAUAACUUUGUACCAAAGAAGUAUAAUGACCUGUUUGAUGGAUCAGUGGGCCUGGUACAACAGUGUUGCAAGAUAAGAUUGGAUAAGAGCAUUAAGCCGGUGGUUGCUCCGGCUCGUAGGAUACCGUAUACCCUGUUCUCGUCGGUAAAAGAGGAACUAGAUCGAAUGGAAGCGAAGGAUAUAAUUAAAAGGAUAACAGAGCCUACGGAAUGGGUCAGUCAGAUGGUUGUGGUAAUGAAAAAAGACAAAACACUUAGAAUAUGCUUAGAUCCGAGGCCAUUGAAUAGGGCUAUUAAGCGGGAACAUUAUAUGUUUCCAAAGUUUGAGGAAAUUGUAGCAAGGCUAAAAAAUGCAAAAGUUUUUUGUAAAUUGGAUGCGCAGUUGGGAUUUUGGAUGGUUCCAUUAGACGAAGAAAGCUCGAAAUUUUGUACAUUUCAGACUCACUGGGGCAGAUACUCGUUUAACAGACUUCCGUUUGGGUUGAAGAGCGCACCUGAAAUCUGUCACAGAAUUAUUGCGCAAACAGUGGAAGGUAUUCGAAACGUAGCAUCCUAUCAGGAUGAUUUGCUAAUAUGGGCUGAAUCAGAGGAAGAGCUAAAAGAAAUCUUGAUGGAAGUAUUGGAAACUGCUAGACGGAAAGGAAUUAAAUUUAAUCCAGGAAAAUGUAUAUUUAAUGCUAGUAAGGUGGAGUUUUUGGGUCACAAUAUCAGUCCAACGGGAAUAUCAGUAGCGAAUGAAAAAAUAAAAGCGGUGGAAUGGCUGAAGAAACCUGCUGACAAGAAAUCGCUCCAGCGAAUACUGGGUUUGUUUAAUUACGUGGCGAAAUUUAUUCCAAACUACAGUGAGCUCACAGCAUCACUGAGGGAGCUCCUAAAGGAUGAUGUUAUAUUUAUAUGGCUCCCAAUUCAUGAUGAGGUAUUCAAUAAACUUAAAAAAAUAAUAACCAGUGAACCAGUACUGGGACUCUAUGAUGAGGAAAAAGAAAUUGAAAUAAGUGUGGAUGCGAGCUCUACGGCGGUGGGGGCUGUAUUAUUACAAGAAAGAAAACCGGUAGCCUAUGCAUCUAGGGCUUUAACGGAAGUACAGACAAGAUAUUCACAAAUUGAGAAAGAAUUAUUAGCGGUCUGUUUUGGAAUGGAAAAAUUUAAACUAUAUAUCUUUGGAAAGAAGCAGGUGCAAGUUGAAACGGAUCAUAAACCGUUACUAGGCCUGAUAAAAAAGCCCCUUCACGUUGUACCGACAAGACUAUAA